AUGUCGAUUUCGGUGCCAAGAAUACAAGCCAUCGCCAUCGUCUCGCCGAUAAGCGGACCCAUCUACGUACGUCAGUUCAGCAAAGUACAAUCAGAGUCCAAAGCAGCAGACCUUCGCUAUCACUACUUUGCACACGCAGCUUUGGACGUGAUGGACGAGCGCAGCGGCGUCUCUUCCUCUCGCGCCAAUUCAGAGCAGUACCUUGGCCUGCUCUAUACUAUAGAGGACCUGGCAAUCUACGGCUUCCAAACAUGCACGCAGCUUCGAUUUCUGAUUAUGCUCUCGCUCACUGACCAUGCAGUGAGAGACAUUGACAUGCUUACACUCUUCAGAGCGAUAUACACCUCGUAUCUCAAAUACUCGGCAAACCCGUUUCACUCCUUACCACCCGCCGCAUUCGCACCUGAAAAAGACCAGCAGAAAGAAGACAGCCAAGCAAGGGCACUGAGGCUGCAGGAGGAAUCACAGUCGAGACAGCAGUCAAAUCUUGCCGUCAAUUGUCGACAGAUCAAGAGCGCAGCAUUCGAUGCUCGUAUCAAUCGCAUCGUCUUUGGCUCUGCUGCGAAAGCGCCAGCACCUGCAACCAAAGAUGGUACCUCAAUAACAAGUAUCGUGACCAGUCGGUGA
Molecule: messenger RNA, 627 nt
Organism: Mycosarcoma maydis (corn smut)
Lineage: Eukaryota; Fungi; Basidiomycota; Ustilaginomycetes; Ustilaginales
Exons: 2
Coding region: 1-627 (208 amino acids)
Biological process (GO): endoplasmic reticulum to Golgi vesicle-mediated transport
Cellular component (GO): TRAPP complex; cytoplasm; nucleus
Source: RefSeq, a predicted model, not a curated record